AUGGCGUCUAUAACCCGUGCUCUGCGGCCUUUGUCCCGCACGGUUACCUCUCUCCGCCCCGUCGCAACGCGACCAUUAACCUCCCGCCUCGCUCAAAGCAGCGCCCAUGCCUUCUCAACCACAUGCCGACGGCGGGAUGCCGACCUAGCCAAUCUCAGUCCGACACCAAUCACACACCUCUCUGAGACCGAGUCAUUGAUGGCCGAGACAGUAUCCAAGUUUGCGCAGGAACAAAUCGGCCCGAAAGUCCGGGAUAUGGACGAAUUGGAGACAAUGGACCCUGCCCUGGUAGAGCAGCUAUUUGAGCAAGGGCUCAUGGGCAUCGAAAUUCCCGAAGAAUACGGUGGAGCCGGAAUGAACUUUACCUCUGCGAUUGUGGCCAUUGAGGAGUUGGCCCGUGUCGAUCCUAGUGUUAGUGUUUUGGUGGAUGUCCACAAUACCCUUGUCAACACAGCGUUUAUCAAAUACGGCGAUGCGCAGACGCAGCGGACGUGGCUGCCCAAGCUGGCUACGGGGACAGUAGGCUCAUUCUGCCUGUCUGAACCCAUCUCCGGGUCGGAUGCGUUUGCUCUGCAGACCAAGGCUGAGAAGACUGCGGACGGCUACAAGCUGAAUGGAUCCAAGAUGUGGAUCACCAACUCCAUGGAGGCCGGUAUCUUUAUUGUGUUUGCCAACCUUGACCCCAGCAAGGGCUACAAGGGAAUCACCGCAUUCAUCGUGGAAAAGGAUACUCCUGGGUUCUCAAUCGCCAAAAAGGAGAAGAAGCUCGGUAUCAGAGCUAGCAGCACCUGCGUACUAAACUUUGAUGACGUUGUGAUUCCCAAGGCGAACCUCUUGGGUCGGGAGGGACAGGGCUACAAGUACGCCAUCGGGCUACUUAACGAGGGCCGUAUCGGUAUCGCCGCUCAGAUGACGGGCCUUGCCCUGGGUGCCUGGGAAAACGCCGCACAGUAA
This is a messenger RNA of Aspergillus calidoustus, 954 nucleotides long. NCBI's taxonomy places the organism in Eukaryota, Fungi, Ascomycota, Eurotiomycetes, Eurotiales, Aspergillaceae. The record is from the annotation of a GenBank genome assembly.